GUUGAAGAACUCAAGGAAGGUCAGAUGUCACCGGAAAUAGAGUACUUCGACGACUUCCUCCCGUGGUUCUAUAACUCAACCAAAUUCAAGGAGAACUUACUUUAUGAGAAAAAGAAAUACCUUAGCACCGUGCUUGGCCAACAUAGAAAAUUCCGAGCGCUGUAA
Molecule: messenger RNA, 165 nt
Organism: Cylicostephanus goldi
Lineage: Eukaryota; Metazoa; Nematoda; Chromadorea; Rhabditida; Strongylidae
Source: the annotation of a GenBank genome assembly